Molecule: messenger RNA, 3769 nt
Organism: Chara braunii
Lineage: Eukaryota; Viridiplantae; Streptophyta; Charophyceae; Charales; Characeae
Source: the annotation of a GenBank genome assembly
UGCCACGUCAGCAGCAGGGAGUGCCACGUCAGCAGCCCUCUGGCCUGGUCUAUGCUUACGCGCUCACAAACAGUCGCCAUGGAUCAGAAGGCCGGGGAAACGGCCGCGGCCUAUCAGACCCGGAUGCUGGCUUGGAGUACCGAAGCCAAGCAACGGGCGGACGCAGUAGCAGUCGCAGAAAAGAAGAAGGCAGAGGACGCCGAACAGGCACGUCUGUUGGCAAUCGAACAGCAGCACCAGCACGACGAGGCAACAGCAAAGGCUGCCGAUGAAGAACGAACUCAACGACGUGAGAAGAUAUUCAACGGGGAGCAAGCUUUGCUCACAAUGGCAGCGGACUGGCGGGGUGAGGCCGAGAAUGGUAAGAUGGAAGAGAGUGAAAGCAAGAUCGCUCUACUCCUCUCCAAUAUCACGGAUCUCCUGGCGACGUGCAUUGCACAGCAGGGGGACAUCCACAACCUCGACGCCGCGGUUCAGAUGCACAAAUGGGCGAUUGAUCAAGUCAACAACGGCCUCCAGCAGCUGCAGCAACAAUCUGUCACCGCCUCCGUUGCCAACUCUUCCAACACCUCCGAUCGCCUCGAGGCAUUGGAGAUUGACGUCGGAUCCCUCAAGGACGGCGUGUUGUUACAGCAAACCGCAACGCAUCAGUUAGAGCAGCGGAUCUGUACUGCCGCCAACCACUCGAGCUCGGAACCGCGCGAGAAAACUCCAAAGUUCGAUGGGCAGGAGAUCUUCUACAACUCGACGAAGACGGACCCGAUUCCAUGGUUCCGCAAGUUCGAGCUCACAUUGCAGCUACACUACGUCAAAGAACACAAGCACCACGCAUACUUAUACUCCCGCUCGGGAGGCGCGUGCCAAGCAUGGUUGGACAGUCUCUUGUCCAAGUACGGAGUGGUGGCUGCCGACUUGCAUAGCAAAAUCAGCUGGGAUGAUCCAAAGGCGGCGUGGCAUAAGCGGUUCCAGGUAGAGCCGCUAGAGAUCAAGGCAAUGGACAAGUUGAUGGUCUUCGAACAAGGCACGCUGCUAAGUCACAAGGCGAACUGCGACAAGUGCGAAUUUGUCCGGCAAGAGCUGGAAUACUUGGGCCAUUUUGUCACAUUGGAGGGCAUUAGUCCGCUGUCGGACAAGAUUCAAGCCAUCCAAGAGUGGCCGGAGCCGUGGAACGUCACGGAUGUCCGUUCGUUCCUUGGCCUUGCCGGCUACUACCAACGUUUUAUCAAGGGAUACUCGAAGAUUGCGGCCCCCUUGUCCAAGCUUCAAUGUGAGGAUCGGUCGUUUGACUUCGGACAAGAGGCGGGGGAAUCAUGUUUGGCUCUCAAAGCCGCGCUAUUAUCUGCGGAGGUCUUGAGCAUAUACGACCCGUUAUUGCCAAUGCGUGUUACUACCGAUGCGUCCAGCUAUGGCAUUGAGGCCAUCCUCCAGCAACACGAUGGCGUAGACUGGCACCCGGUCGAGUACUUCAGCAAGAAAGUGUCCGUCGUGCAUUCCAUUGAUGAUGCACACAAGAAGGAGCUCCUUGCCUUCGUCCACGCGCUCAAGCGGUGGCGGCACUUCCUCCUUGGUCAAAGUCAAUCCCAAUGGGUGACGAACAACAAUCCAUUGGUCUUCUACAAGACCCAAGACACCGUCAAUAGCACCACCGCCCGUUGGAUGGCUUUCAUUGACCAAUUUGACUUCUUUCCCGAUCACAUUCCCAGGAGGUCGAACCGUUUUGCGGAUGCUCUUUCACGACGUCCGGAUCAUUGUACCGUGGUCUAUUCAACCUUCGAGAUCGAUGACGACCUGCGGAACAGCUUCAUCCGCGGUUACCAAGCCGACCCCGAGUUUCGCGACAAGUACGCGAAUUGCUCCUCUCCCAAUCCGGCACCUUCUCACUACCGGAUCCAAGAGGGCUAUUUGCUUGUCCACACACGGGGAAAGGACCUUCUUUGCGUACCAAGUGACCCUCACUUGCGUACACGGAUUCUUGGCGAGUUCCACGAUGCUCCCGCCACCGGACACUUUGGAGUCAAUCGCACGAUUGGCCGACUUCGCGAGCGAUUUUGGUGGCCCGGCCUUCUCGGCUACGUCACACGCUAUUGCAAGUCAUUCGAGGUUUGUCGACGUUGCGAAUCCCGCAACCAUCCUCCGUAUGGCGAGUUGCGACCGUUACCGGUUCCCUUGCGGCGAAGGGAAGCGAUUGCCAUGGACAUUACCAGCCCGUUUCCCAAGCACAAGACCGGAGUGGAUGCGAUUCUCACGGUGGUCGACCGACUCACCAAGUUCGCCACGUUUUUGCCUUGCCGCGAUCAUGCCAAGGCACCGGAGUUGGCCGAGGAGGGAUUGAAGCCCGAUGACGCGAAGGUGGCCAGCAUUCGUGACUGGCCGCGUCCUCAGUCUUUGGCUGAGAUGAGGUCGUUCUUAGGGAUGACCGGCUACUAUCGUAACUUUGUAAAGAACUAUAGUAUAGUGGCCGCCCCUUUGACUGACUUGACCCGCCUUGACACCCCAUGGGAGUGGACAGACAGGUGCGAGGUUGCUUUCAGACACCUGAAGCAAGCAUUGACGCAUCAUGAGGUCUUGAAACUUCCCGAUCCUGACAAGUCAUUCAUAUUAACCACGGAUGCCAGCCAAUAUGGCAUAGGCGUCGUGCUCGCGCGGCAGGAGGGGCCAAAGUUGAGGCUAGUUGAGUACAUGUCCAAAAAGAUGCCCUCUCAGAAGUUGGCUAAGUCCACCUAUGAGAAGGAGCUCUAUGCGAUCUACAAGGCGCUCACCCAUUGGAGGGACUAUCUCCUUGGGAGGUUCUUCUACGUCAGGACUGAUCACCAGACCCUGAAGUGGAUGAGAACCCAGCUUGUGCUCGAUGACGCUUUGAAGCGUUGGAUUGAAGUCAUAGAGCAGUAUGACUUUGAGCCCCAGUACAUCAAGGGCGAGUACAACAAGGUUGUUGAUGCAUUGUCGAGUAGACUAGAUUUCUCCGGUGCGCUGCUCACUGAGUUUGGGCUUGCAGACGAUGUUACUCGCUCUAUGGUGGAAGCCUACCGCGAGGAUCAGUUUAUGUCCGAGAUCAUUCGCAGACUCGAGGUGAAGGACAAAAUCACUUCUGCCGAGUUUGAGUUGGUCAACGGCCUGUUGUUCCUUGAGAAGGCCGGGAAUAAAUGUUUGUGUGUUCCCAAUAGGGAGUCUUUGCGUGGUUUAUUUUUAGGUGAGUGUCAUGAUGCCACCGGACAUUUUGGCUUCAAGAAGAUGGCAGCCAAUCUGCUGCAGCGGUUCUGGUGGCCCACGAUGGUGAGAGAUGCCAAGCUGUACGUGGAGACUUGCCAGGUCUGUCAAAGAGACAAGCCCCGUACACAGGCCCCUCUUGGGUUCCUCAAGCCCCUUCUGAUACCGGAAAGGCCCGGUGAGAGCCUGUCCAUGGACUUCAUGGACACACUGGUCACCAGCAAGAGUGGAAUGAGACACAUCUUUGUCAUUGUGGAUAGGUUUAGUAUGUAUGCUAGGUUAGUUGCAAUGCCAGAAACAGCAAAGACUGAGUACGUCAUUAGGCUAUUCAAGGAGAACUGGGUCAGAGAUUUUGGAUUACCAAAGUUCAUCGUGAGUGACCAGGAUGUCAGAUUCACUAGCGAGUUAUGGAAGGCUGCAGCUGCAGAACAGGAGACACAGCUGCAAAUGACCCAAAGGCCAACGACCAGGCAGAGCAGCUGAACCGCGCUGUACACUAGAAUUUGCUUAUCGAUAUAAACAAACGAUGCAGCUGGCAGUGGAACAAAUGCUGAAAGCACAG